AUGGCGCUCUCACGUACUAGCAGCCUUGCCAGCCACGGAAUGCGCCUGUUGGCGCAGAGAGAAGGGCGCCAACUCUCCAGCAUCUCCUCUCUCCUCCCAUUGACGAUCGUUACACACACAAUCCGGCCCUCUCACACCCCCUCAUCCGUCCGUCCAUUCAACAACUCCGCGCCUCUCCUCAAAAAGCGCAAAAUCGCCGGCGCAAGCAACAGCCCCUCCUCGCGAGACGCAGACUCAGCCGCUCCCUCACCCUCAUCAUCAUCCUCCCCCAGCUCCUCCUCCAAGGCCGACCACGGACAGCCCAACCCCGAAGACCCCCUCGACUUCUCCUCCCUCACCGCCGCAUACGUCUCCAUCGACGCCCACUUCAAGACCCAGCUCCAGGCCGUCCUGCACGGCGGCCGCUUCAACCCCGACGCCCUCGGCGCCCUCUCCGUCGCCAUCAAGGACGACGAUGGCUCCAAGGUUACUUUCCCCCUGCGCGAGCUCGCCCAGAUCGUGCCUCGCUCCGGACGCAUCAUCUCUCUCCUCGUCAAUGAGCGCGAGUAUCUCAAGCCCAUCAUGUCCGCCGUCCAGGCCAGCAAGGACUUCAACCAGCAGCCCCAGCGCUCCGAUGACAACGAGCUCGAGCUCCUCCUCAAGGUCGAGAUGGAGCGCAAGGAGGACCUCGUGCGUCGUGUAAAGGACGCUUGUCAAGGCUGGAGGGAUCGCGUGCGCCAGGCUCGCACUAAGCAUGAGAAGGCGCUCAAGGACUGGAAGAAGAACGGUACUGUGCUGCCCGACGUGGUGCGCAAGGCGGACAAGGAGCUGCAGAAGCUGCAGGACAAGAAGAUGAAGGAGAUUGAUGGCGAAGAGGCGCAGGUGAUUAAGCAGAUUGAUCGCAGGUAG
Trichoderma breve is the source of this 888-nucleotide messenger RNA. Its product is annotated as ribosome recycling factor domain-containing protein. The record is from RefSeq and is a predicted model, not a curated record. Bases 1 to 888 code for a protein of 295 amino acids. Gene Ontology annotation, biological process: translation. Gene Ontology annotation, molecular function: ribosomal large subunit binding. Gene Ontology annotation, cellular component: mitochondrion. NCBI's taxonomy places the organism in Eukaryota, Fungi, Ascomycota, Sordariomycetes, Hypocreales, Hypocreaceae. The transcript has 2 exons.